Messenger RNA from Suillus subalutaceus, 663 nucleotides. RefSeq lists its product as uncharacterized. Bases 1 to 663 code for a protein of 220 amino acids. The record is from RefSeq and is a predicted model, not a curated record. Gene Ontology annotation, cellular component: mitochondrion. NCBI's taxonomy places the organism in Eukaryota, Fungi, Basidiomycota, Agaricomycetes, Boletales, Suillaceae. The transcript has 2 exons.
AUGUCAAUGUCCAAAGACCUUGAGCUGCAAAUUUCCACACUUCGCAAAUCACGAUGGGUCAACCUCUCUGGACUCGUUGAUUGUGCUACGAAACGUCUUUCGAAACCUACUUGCCAAUCCAUCCAACUUCUCGGAAGGGGUAGCUACAAUACCGUCUACAGACUAGUCUUCGCCGACGACACCGAGAUCGCCGCUAGCGUGUCAGCGUAUGAUGACGAGGACUUUAAUCCCCAGGCAAAGCUGUCUGAGAUAGCCACCAUGCAGUUUGUUCGUAUCCAGGUCCCACAAGUCCACGCUUGGGACGUUACAUUUUCUAAUCCAGCUGGUGCGCCGUAUGUUCUCAUGGACGUUGUCCACGGACGAAAGCUUGACAAUCUCACCAACGAUGACAACAAGCUUCGUGGUCUGGAUGGUAUGUCAGAAGUACAGCAACUAGCCGUCACCAAAGCUCUGGCAAAACUACAAACUACUUUGUCGGCACCCGUACCGUUUGAUGAGAUCGGCAGCAUUACCUUCAAUGAUGAAGGAGGCUUUAUCAUGGGACCACUCUUCACUAUCACGCAGAAUAACCUUGGGGGACCAUAUCAAUCCCUCAUGGAUCUCUGGAGGGCCCGGUUGGAGCAUGAGAAUCUUGCAUGCUCUGAGGGAAUGGUCAAGGCUUGA